AUGGCUGUGUACUGCUAUGCGCUCAAUAGCCUGGUGAUGAUGAAUAGCAGCAACGAGGUGAAGAGCGGCGGUAGCCGGAGCCAGACGCCUCCUCCCCGGGGGCAGGUGCUGCAGGUCUCGGAGCUGCACGGCCCCUGCUGCCCGCUGGCCACGCUCAGUCCGGGCGCUGGGAGCCCCAGCUGCCCCCGGAGGAGCUCGGCCUUCCUCUUUCCCCCCGGGGAGCAGCCGCCGCCAGAGGAGCCGGGGAGCGCCGGGACUCCCGGGGGCAGCAGGCGGCCCAGCAGCCCGAGCUGGCUGGGAAGGGAAGAGCCGUCGCGGCCCCGCCAGCGGGAGCUGCAGAACGUGCAGGUGAACCAGAAAGUGGGGCUCUUCGAGGCGCACAUCCAGGCGAGCAGCUCAGCCACCCUGCACCUCAAGAGCCCGCGGCUGGGCAGGAGAUCGCCGUCCCCCAUCCCGCCCCGCCGCAGCCGGCCCCCCGGCGGAGACCCACGGGAAACGCCCAGGAAGGAGGAGGACAAGGUCCCGACAAGCCCCUUUCCCUGGCCGGAGGCGGAGAGGGGGAUAUGGGGCCGCGUAGCACAGGAUCCAGGAGAGACGGAGAGGGGGCGUGAGCCCCCCAGGGCGCAGGCUUUCGGGGAGACGGAGAGGGGGGGUGGGCACUGUGGAGCGCAGGUUGCCGGGGAGAUGGAAAGGGGGAGCAGCACUCUCGGAGCGCGUUGUACAGAGGAGAUGAAGAGGGGCGAUGGGAUGCCCAGAGGGCUGGGAGCGGAGGAGACGGAAAAGAGGAGCGGAUCCUGCGAACAGGAGGGACCGGAGGAGACUGAGAAGUGGAGCGGGUCCCCCAGGGCGCAGAACUCAGAAGUGAUGGAGAGGGGGAGCAGUGGAGCGCAGAAGUCAGAAAACUCAGAAGUGAUGGAGAGCAGGGAGAGGGUUCACACAGCGCAGGGCUCGGAAGUGAUGGAGAGGAGGAGCGAGUCCAGUGGAGCGCGGGGCUCAGAGGUGUUGGAGCGAGGAGAGAGGACCCACAGCGCGCAGGGCUCUGGGGUGAUGGAGCGAGGAGAGGGGACCCACAGCACGCAGGGCUCAGGGAUCAUGGAGCGGGGUAGGGUAUCCCUAGAAACUCAGGGUUCCGCCUCAACAGAGGAGGGGAGCGAGAACUGCGGAUCGCGGGGCUCGGACUCUUCAGCCGCCCCGGAGCAAGGGAGGGGUGAAGAGCAACAUUGCCCCACCCGGACUGGCUGCUGGGGGGAGCUCGGGAGUCCGCUGGACUGGGCUGUCUCUAUGGAGGAGCUGUGCCCAGUGCCUGGGAGCUCCUUGGGAGCAGUGGAUCAAGCCUGUGCCCGGCUGCAGCAGGACCACCCUGGAGACGGUCAGCUGCUGGUGACAGCAGCACCCACAGAACAAAAGGGGAAACCCCCGGGGGAGGGCUGCUGCGGGAGCAGUAUCCCCGCUGUCAUCAUUACUGACCUAGGGGGUCAGGAGGAGGAGGCCGGGGAGAGCCCCCGAGUGAACAUGCCCAUCAGGAAGCUGUCUUCCUCUUCGGCUUCUUCCACUGGCUUCUCCUCAUCCUGGGAAGAGUCUGAGGAGGACAUCUCCAGCGACCCCGAGCGCACCUUGGAUCAAGCCCAGCCCUUCCUGCAGACCCUGGACCAGCACAAACCCAGAGUGAGCAAGUCAUGGCGGAAGAUCAAAAAUAUGGUGCAGUGGUCUCCCUUUGUUAUGUCCUUCAAGAAAAAGUAUCCUUGGAUUCAACUAGCAGGGCAUGCAGGUAGCUUCAAGGCUGCAGCCAAUGGCAGGAUACUCAAGAAGCACUGUGAAUCUGAGCAGCGCUGCUUGGACCGCUUGAUGAACGACGUCCUUAAGCCCUUUGUUCCUGCCUACCAUGGGGAUGUGGUGAAGGAUGGGGAGCGGUACAAUCAGAUGGAAGACCUGCUGGCUGAAUUUGACUCCCCCUGCGUUAUGGACUGCAAGAUGGGAGUCAGAACGUAUUUGGAGGAAGAGCUAACAAAGGCCAGAAAGAAGCCAAGCCUGCGGAAGGACAUGUAUCAGAAGAUGAUUGAAGUAGAUCCCAGUGCCCCGACCGAGGAGGAGAAUGACCUGCAUGCAGUAACCAAGCCCCGAUACAUGCAGUGGAGGGAGACCAUUAGUUCUACAGCAACCCUGGGAUUCAGAAUCGAGGGGAUAAAGAAAGAAGAUGGCACAGUGAACCGGGAUUUCAAGAAGACAAGAACAAAGGACCAGGUCACAGAGGCCUUCAGAGAAUUCACUAAAGGAAACCGUAACAUUUUGAAUGGUUACCUUAAUCGGUUGAAGGGGAUCCGUGACACCCUGGAAACAUCAUCGUUCUUUAAAUGCCACGAGGUAAUUGGGAGCUCCCUCCUCUUCAUUCAUGACCAAAAGGAACAGGCCAAAGUCUGGAUGAUCGACUUUGGGAAAACCACACCACUGCCAGAGGGACAAUUCCUCCAGCACAACGUGCCGUGGGUGGAAGGGAACAGAGAGGAUGGCUACCUCUGGGGGCUGGACAACCUCAUUGAGAUCCUAAUGGAAUUGUCACAGAGCGAGGACCUGCAUUAAAGCCAUACGUCCAACUCCACCACUACCCUGCAUCCUGCCCCUCAAACUGACUCUUCUGAACUGCACUACAAGACACUUUCCAAACC
Messenger RNA from Emys orbicularis (European pond turtle), 2663 nucleotides. It is a transcript of the gene ITPKB, whose product is annotated as inositol-trisphosphate 3-kinase B. The transcript is spliced from 8 exons. Gene Ontology annotation, cellular component: cytoplasm; nucleus. The record is from RefSeq and is a predicted model, not a curated record. Gene Ontology annotation, molecular function: inositol-1,4,5-trisphosphate 3-kinase activity; inositol tetrakisphosphate kinase activity. Gene Ontology annotation, biological process: inositol phosphate biosynthetic process. The coding region runs from base 1 to 2577 and encodes 858 amino acids. Lineage: Eukaryota; Metazoa; Chordata; Testudines; Emydidae.